This is a messenger RNA of Paramuricea clavata, 6869 nucleotides long. The record is from the annotation of a GenBank genome assembly. Lineage: Eukaryota; Metazoa; Cnidaria; Anthozoa; Malacalcyonacea; Plexauridae.
ACUUGGUAGCUCUCGACCACCAUAGACAUGCCCUCUUGGUUGGACCAAUGUUUAUCUGCCCUAUUACCUGUGGUCAGAAUGGUUGCAUGCGGACAUUUCGUUAUUCCUACACCCUAAUAAGACACAUUGAAAGUACUCAUGAUAAUGCUGAUGUUGAAAAUGGUAAUGGUUUUCCAAUGGUGGAUAAUAAUGCUGGAGAUGAUUACCCUAUUCCACAUUUAAACUCUAUGGAUCCAGAACAACAUGGGCAACAAGACCUUGAUGAACAGGAUGUGAGAACGUCAGCUGCAACAUUUGUGGCUAAGAUGAAAGCAUCAAGCAGCAUGGUACAGUCAACUGUUGACAAUGUUGUUACUGAAGCGUCACGUUUAUUUUCUGAUAUUAUUGGCACGUUGAAAUCUAAAACGGAACUUUUCUUAAAAGUAAAAAUAUUGGGGAGGACGAUAUAGAGAGAGAAAACCUACUUCAGGUUUUUUAUCAAUUUCAGAACCAUUUUGCCCAAUUAGAAACAUCCCACCAACAACAGAAGUACUUUACCCAAAGUGGUUAUUUCAUUAAGCCUUGUGAAAUUCUGUUGGGCAUUGAGUAUCACCCCCGUAACAACCCAAACACAGGACAUGUAGAUCAGGUUGCCAAGCACGCUACGUUUCAAUACAUUCCAUUACAUGAACUUCUGAAAGCCGUUCUGGUAAGUAAGGGAUUCAUGAGAACAAUUCUACAAAAUCCAUUAAGCAAUGAUGACAUUAUGCGAGAUUUUCACGAUGGAUUGUUUUGUAGAGAACACGGUUUCUUUUCAGAUCCAAGGAACAUCAGAUUACUGUUGUAUGUGGAUGAGUGCGAGAUAGCCAACCCACUAGGAUCAAAGGCAGGAUUGCAUAAAAUUGGUGUUAUUUACUGUACUAUCCUGAAUCUUUCGCCCAGAUUUCAUUGCUCUCUCUGCAACUGCUUUCUUAUCUCAAUGUUUAACAGUGAUGUCAAGAUGUAUGGCUAUGACCUUAUCUUGCAACCUCUUGUGAAUGACAUUCAAUCGCUUGAACAAGAUGGUCUUUCUAUUGCUACUGAUAUCUUUGAAGGAACAGUCAAAGUUAGCAUCGCUCAAGUUGCAGGUGACAACUUGGGAGUAAAUGGGAUUUUGGGAUAUCUUGAAAGUUUUGUGAGUAAUCAUUUUUUGUAGACAUUGUGGACUGCAUAGACACAAGUUGCGACUUGCUUUAUCUGCGCAAGUUGAUCAACUACGAAAUGUCCAGAACUAUGAAGAGGACUUACAUCGCAACAAUGCAACUGAUACUGGAAUAAAAGCCCCCUGCUUAUUGAAUGAUGUCGAAAAUUUUCAUAUUUCCACCAACUAUGCACCAGACGUGAUGCAUGACCUGUUGUAAGGUGUGUGUGGCUUAGAGGUCCACCUAGUUUUGGCAGCUUUAAUUGAUGAAGGAUUAUUUGACCUGGACUUGUUAAACAGCAGGAUUAUGAGUUUUGAUUACUCCCCUGCAGAUUGCAAGAACAAACCAUCACCCAUUACCAUCCAGAAACUACAGAAUCCCGACGGUGCAUCAGGGCAGACGGCAUCACAGAUGUGGUGUCUUGUUCGAUACCUGCCACUAAUAAUUGGCGACAAAGUGCCUGAAGGACAUGAAUAUUUUGAGGUUAUCCUCCUUCUGCUGGAAUGCAUGGACUUCAUAUUUUCUACUGAAAUCACGACUGAGGAGACAUAUUUCUUAAAACAGCUGGAAAGAUCAGAUUUUUUAAGCCGGGCAUUGGGGAUUAACCUGUUUGAAGAAGUGUAUGUGGCUCCAUGGUGCAUUGUUCACAGAAUCAAGUAUUGGAAAAACCUCCUGGUCAUAGCUGGAAAGUCAGAUGACUCAACACCGAUUUUUCAGCAGAUUAUUUACGUUAUCGUUACUGAUGUAACUAAAGUAAAAUUAAUCACCAAAGAAUGGCACACUGUUAAAUACAACAGGCACACCCAUACAUAUGCAAUUCAGCGACCUUCCACGUCAUCGUGGUCCGUUUUUUUACUAGAAGACUUGUACGAUUACUAUCCUUACCAUGCAUUGAAAUCAUACAAUGAUCGUAACCCACUAAGCUAUGUUGUGAUGCAUCACAGGGUUCAUUAACUGUUACUCUGUUGCUACUGUGUAAAUAGAAAAUUUGUUAUGUCUCGUUAAAUUCUUUUUGACCAGGGCCCUGUGUUAUGGUAAAAUAAUCAUCUGGCAUCAGACAGAUUACUAUAGGUAUUAAGAUUAAGAAAAGUACAGUAGUUAUUUUUCUUACGCCUCGAAGUUCAAACUUAAUAUGGACCUUCAUCAAGGCAUUACUUUGUAGUUACGCAUUAAUUACCAGAUAGCCCCCCUGUUACCAGAAAGCCCUAAAGUUGAAAUGUUGAUGGUAGUGCCUUUCAGGCUAAUUUUAAUUUGCUUUACUUCUAAUUUCAGGCAUCUACAAGCACAGAUGAUAAUUUAGAUUUAAGUUCUCUGGACGUGAGCAACUCUUCAACCUCCUUUGAGUCAAAAACUUUAAAAAGACCUCUUUCUUCAGGCAAACAAGAAACAGAAACCUUUGAAAGCAGCAAAAAGACGAAAUACGGUUUUGUAAGUGUAAGUUUCACAAAGUGAGUUGCAUCUUGUACUACUAGGUGACGUAUUCUUUCAUUAAACCCCCGAGGGGCUUAUUCUUUUUUUGUUUUGGUGUAAAUAGGUAAUGGGACAAGUACUGGUGUGAGACAUUGUGUAACCUAAAUAAUUAUAGGACCAGUAUUCAAAUUUAUUGUUAUUUACUUCAAUUUCAAUAGUAUGAACUGCAUAUAUGUGAUGAGUUAUGGCAAUAACGAUUAUAAAAACUGAAGGAGGGGUGAAUUGAUUAAUUGGAAACGGUAAGUCGAGAGAUAAAGGAGAGAAAAGGAAAGGCAACCCUGUACACGUUUCAACCUAACAGUCUUCUUCAGCAGGGUUUUUUAAGAGGGGUGUAGGUAGAAUUUGCAGAGGAGAAUGAAGGAGAGUUUAAGAGUUAGAAUAACGAAUGGCACAGUAACAAAAAAGAAGGCUGGAAAGAUAGUGAGAAAUGAAAAAACUACUACAUGUUAAAAGAAAAGUUAUCCUACCAAAUGUCUUGUUAUUGUGCGACAUUCCAACACCACGCACCUUGCUGCUCAUCUUUUGUUUAGUUUGAUAAAGCAGAGUAAUAAUAUAGUCCUUUCAAAUGUAGCUUACUCAAUAGUAUAGUGAGUAUGAAUGAUGUGAUGGUAGGGGUGGGGUAGGAUUGAUAUCAUAGUGUGAUCAUGUGACUAAAGGUGAUUGCAUUCUAAUAUGGUGAAGGGAGCUAAUUAGACAGGGAUGGGGAGGUAUCACAAUAAGAGGUGAUUAGUGAGGAAUAAUAAAAUAAAUAAAUAAAUAACUAGAGGGCACUCAGAGACUGCAUACCUCCGCCUACGCGCAAAAUAUUGAAGUAAUCUAUUGUUAUUAGAAUUUGAAUAGCUGGUACAUAUAUUAUGCACGUCCUAAUUACGCAUUCAGUAUAAAGUUUUAUUUAAUUGACCGGGAAAAUCAAGACAAACUUUUCUUAUUUCUCAUUCAAUUUUUAACCAAAUUCAACCAAAUUUUAAUCAGUUCUUCUUUAGCCGAUGGGAAAUGCACUCACAAAAUUUCGUACGGAUAUGUUUGGUAUUUCUCGAGUUAUCAUGCUCACAGACAAACACACACACACAGACACACACACACACACAUACAAACCCAGAUGAUUACAUAACCUCCUGGCGGAGGUAAUGAUUACAUAACCUCCUGGCGGAGGUAAUUACACCGUGCAGGGUUUAUUCUUAUAGAUUUAUGAGUACACAUUAACCAAAAAACAUGUACAUAUAUAACAAAGCCAAACAAGGAUGAUGAAUAUAAUGGAAUGAUAUUAUAUGUCCAAUCGUUAUCUAUAGUAGGUCUUAAUUUGUCAUGUGGAGUAAUCAAGUUAUCCAUCAUUAUAUUUACAAAGUAUACUAUUAAAACAUGACAAGUAUGUUCGUGUUACUUGUACAAGGAACCAAUGAUCAUAUGAAAAUAAAUAGGGACUGGGAAUAAGUUGGUGCAUUAAUCGCUGAUUAUAACUAAAAAAUUCUACAUAGGACGUGUAUGACGCCCAAGGUAUAAGAUGCAUGUUGACAUGCAUAGAGGAUUUGAAUUAGGUAAAGGAAUUAUAACUAUUGCUAUUAGCCAUCCAAACAUAUUAGGUACAUGCAUGUCCAAAAACAUCACGCUGUUUUGAUAGUCCAACUGUAUGUAAUUAAAAAGGUUGACCAACUGUGCAGCGUUUUUAGGCCCUUUUAAAGAGUGGGUAAGGCAUAGAUAUCUUAUAUAGACUAGAUAGCACAUCUCCUUUAGUAAAAUUGAAGUAAAAAAUAUUCCAGCAGUUACCCCCAUUUGAAUAGAUGUCGGCCAUGUUGGUGUUUCCCACUCGCUAAUAAACGCUAAAAAAACAACAAUAACUUUCAGCAUUUGAAUAGUUUAAAAAUGUAUUUGGAAUAGGUUUACCUUAAUAUUUAAGUUCUGUGUUUAAGAAAUAAUAGAAAACAUACAAAUAUUCUCAUUUCAUGGGAAUAUCCUGAGUCUGCAAUCACAGCUUCAAUUUUUGAAUUGUAGAAAAAUUAGAUGCACUAUCUAGUGUAUAUACAGUACCGGUCGCGUAUAUAUCUUAACCACACACGUAUCAUAUGCAUAGCAUAUCACAUGAAUAUGCGUAUCAUAUGCGUAUCAUAUGAAUACGCGUAUCAUACAAAUACGUGUAUGAUAUCAAUGAAUACGCGUAUGCAAUCAUACACGUAGCGUAUCAUAUGAAUAUGCGUGUCGACGUAUCAACUACGGUCGAAAGUACAUUUUGAUACUCGCAUAUACGCGUAUCAAACAUAAAUACAAUAGGUGUGUAUGUAACAAUUACAAUUUCACUAAACCUAGGAUAGAUGCCCUAAACAUAGGAUAGAUGCUUAUAAGAUAUUAAAUUUGUAAGCAUUUACUAUUUUCUAUACUAUUUAUAUGUGGCAAACACGUGCAAGUGACAACAGAUUUGAAGCUAUAAUUGCUAAUCGUGACAACCGACAGACUCAGGUCAAGACAAAACAACGAUAAAAUAUAAAUUAUUCUCUUUAUCAAUACGUGUUUCUAAUUUAUGUUUAUUUGUAGUAGUGUAUGGUGAAACCAAAACAAUAUUGAAAUUAUUGCAAUAUUGCAAUACUAUAUUAUUUACAUCUUUAAUAGUUUCAGUAUGUUUCAUUGUGGAACGCUCAAACGGUCAUGCAUGUUUUAAAAAGCCAAAUCACCACCUUAUUUACUAAUUUACAUUUAAUUCAAAUAAAAAUUACGGGAUACGCGCAUAUAUUAGGAUAUACGGGAAUAAUAAUAUGGUAAGCUUAUAUACUGCAGUAUAUCCCAAUAUACCAUGUGUCUGGUCCGAUAUACGCGCGUAUUGCGUUAAUGAUGUGCGCGUAUCAGAUGUCUAUACAUUUACUGAAUUUAAUACACAAUAACGCAAAGCCGAAGAGACAUAUAUUCUAUUUACUGGUCAUCACUUAUAAGAACGAAGUCAAAGAUGUCAGGCAAGAGAAUUCCGCCGUAUGCAAAGGAACAAAUUUUAAUGUUAAGCAAGAAGGGCAAAAACUAUUCGGAGAUAAGCAGAGAAUUAGAGUUGUAUGGAUGUCCGGUGAGCAGACAAACAAUCUCGGCUUUUGUCAAGCAUUCCAUUAACGAGCGAACAGAUCUGAAGCCUGCAGUUAAAGAACGUAAAUGUAAAAGGGUGCUAAAAAUCGAGCACUUUGAAUAUAUCGAUAAUGAAAUGGCUAAAAACGACAAACUAUGUGCCGUAGGUAAGAACACUUUGUUGUUUUGUUGAUUGCCAAUAUAGUAUACCGUGUCAUAUGGAAUACAAAGACUACAAAGUGAUAUAAAUAAUUCUAGAUGCAUGGUGUUGUUUAGCAUUAAUAAUACUAUGUUAGAUAUAGCUAUGAUGUCAGGUUAUUCUAUGACUAUAAUCUAGCCGUGUCAUGUAAAUCAGUAUGACCUGGUUACUGCCAGAUUAUGCAUUCUGUAAACUAGGCAGGAUCAAAAGGGGGCCGAAGUAUUGUCAGUUGGUGAAAGAAAAAGACAAGGACAAGGAAAAAGUAGAAGUGCCAGACGCCGGCAAAAAAAUAAAUUGAAGCGUCAAGCUGCUGCUACAAUUGUAAAGGACUUAAUUAAAGAGCCUACUUUUGCCUGGAAGCAAGUAGGACCGAGGAUAAUUUUGCAGAUGUGAUAUUCACUGAUGAGUGUUCGGUCUGGAUGGAGACACAUGCGAAAAUUUGUUUUCGGCGAAUUGGGGAACUGCCGAAGCACAAACCGAAAGUAAAACAUCCCUACAAAAUUCAUGUUUGGGCAGGGAUCAGUACACGUGGUGCAAGCGACAUCCUUUUGUUUACCGGAAUUAUGAGGAAAGAGUUUUACGUGGACAAAAUUCUGCGUGGCCAGCUUGUACCGUUCAUCAAGGAAUGUUUCCCCAAUGGAAAUUAUAGAUUUCAACAAGACAAUGAUCCAAAGCAUAAAAGUAAGUGUAGCUUUUUAAGAUUUGCGCUGAUCUCAUCAUAUUCCACGAUUUGCUAAGUCAUUUUAUAUAUCGUUUUAGGUCACCUUGCUGUUGACUUCUUAAAGAAUGAGAAAGUUAUUUAUUGGCCAACUCCACCUGAAAGUCCAGACCUUAACCCGAUCGAGUGUGUAUGGCAUGAGAUGAAGCAUUAUCUGCGAAAGUAUGCAAAACCGAAAACAAAAGCUGAGUUGGAACAAGGCAUUUACGAUUUUUGGACUACCAUGACGGCAGCCAAAUGUUCCAAGUAUAUUGGUCACUUAGAAAAGUUAUUCCUGAAAUAA